Molecule: messenger RNA, 894 nt
Organism: Striga hermonthica
Lineage: Eukaryota; Viridiplantae; Streptophyta; Magnoliopsida; Lamiales; Orobanchaceae
Source: the annotation of a GenBank genome assembly
AUGAAUGAUCUCAUGACAAAAUCUUUCCAAAGUUAUGUUGAACUGAAAAAACAGGCCCGGUCGGAUCUCGAACGAGAGGGUGGUGACCUGGAAUCGGGCCACGAAGACGAAAACCUCACGCAGUUCUUCCAGGAAGCCGAACUCAUAAAGAUCCAAAUGAAAGAGAUAGGUCAUCUCCUUCACGACCUCCAAAGCCUGAACGAGGAGACUAAGUCGACCCACAGUGCCAAGAUCCUCCGCGGGCUUCGGGCCCGCAUGGAGUCCGACAUGUACUCGGUCCUCAGAAAGGCCCAGAUCGUGAAAACAAGACUUGAAUCCCUCGACAAGUCGAAUCUGGCCAACCGGAACAUGUCAGUCAAGUACGCGCAAGGCAGCGCUGUGGACCGGACCAGGAUCUCGACCACAAACGGGCUUCGGGCCCAGCUUAGGGACCUCAUGAACGGGUUUCGGGCCCUGAGGGAGAAAAUAGUCUCGGACUACAAAGAUGGCCUGAAAAGGAGGUACUUUAACGCGACAGGCGAGUGCCCGACCGAGGAAAUAAUCGAGAAAAUGAUGGCUUCGCGAAAUGGGGCGGUUGAGGUGUUUGAAAACCGGGCGGACAUUACUAAUAUGGAGAAUAAGGAGAGGCACGAGGCUGUGAUGGAUAUAUGGAGCAGUUUGAACAGGCUUCAUCAGGUGUUUCUCGACAUGGCUGUUAUGGUGGAGGCUCAAGGGGAGACUAUUGAUGUUAUCGAGAAAAAUGUUGCCGUGGCGGCUAGUUUCGUGGGCGGGGGUACGAAUAGUCUGUUUUAUGCGAACCAGGCGAAGAAGGGCCGGAAGUGGGCGUGUUGUUGGGUCUUGGGUGUUGUUUUCAUCAUACUGUUGGUUUGUGUGGUGGCUAUGUUCACAAAUUGA